GAAAGGAGCAAAUCGAUACCUGACUGUAAGGAAGAAGGAUGGAUCAGAGCUAACACACGCAGUAAUGACUUGCGGCUUGGCUCCCAGUACGAAACAUACCAUUCGGAGUUUAAUUCAGAGAUUUCCUGUCACAAAUAAAGAACGAACAGAACUUCUGCCAAAGACAGAGCGAGGAAAUGCAUGUGCUGUUGAAUCUGAAAACAGAGAUGUGAACAAGACAAGCGGACGGCUUAACAAUGGUAUCCCCCAGGUUCCAGUGAAAAGAGGGGAAUCGGAGUUUGAUUCCUUCAGGCAAUCCCUACCAGUUUUUGAGAAACAGGAAGAAAUUGUCAAAAUAAUAAAGGACAAUAAAGUUGUUUUGGUUGUAGGAGAGACUGGAUCAGGAAAAACUACUCAAAUCCCUCAGUUCCUUCUUGACGAAUGUUACAAAAACAGAACUCCGUGUCGUAUAUUUUGCACUCAGCCAAGACGUUUGGCAGCUGUUGGUGUGGCUGAAAGAGUGGCAGCAGAAAGAAGAGAAAAGGUUGGCCAGACAGUUGGUUAUCAGAUCCGAUUAGAAAGCAGGGUUUCUCCAAAGACACUGUUAACGUUUUGCACUAAUGGCAUACUGCUUCGCACGCUAAUGGCAGGAGACAGCACUCUAUCAACUGUGACGCAUAUUAUUGUGGAUGAAGUACAUGAGAGGGAUAGGUUCAGUGACUUCUUGUUAAUAAAACUCAGAGAUGUGUUGCAAAAACAGACUAAUCUAAAACUAAUUAUUUCUAGUGCUGCCCUAGAUGCAAAUCUCUUUAUUAGGUAUUUUGGAAGUUGCCCAGUAAUACACAUACAAGGAAGACCUUUUGAAGUUAAAGAGAUGUUUUUGGAGGACAUUUUACGAAGCACUGGGUAUACAAACAAAGAGAUGAUAAAGUACAAAAAAGAGAAGCAGCGAGAAGAAAAACAGCAAAGCACUCUUACUGAGUGGUGUUCUGCUCAAGAAAAUAAUAGCAAAGUGGAAUCUCGGAGACAAAGAUCUGUCCCAAGUGCAACCGAAGAGUAUAAUCUGUUGGAUGAUAGUGGUGAUGCAGUAUUUAAUCAACUGACUGAAAAAGAUGUGAAUUGCCUUGAACCGUGGCUAAUAAAAGAGAUGGAUUCUUGUCUUUCUGACAUCUGGUUGCAUAAAGAUAUUGAUGCCUUUGCUCAAGUGUUCCAUCUCAUUUUAACCGAAAAUGUCAGCGUUGAUUAUAGGCACAGUGAAACCAGUGCAACUGCACUAAUGAUUGCUUCAGGGAGAGGAUUUCUGAGUCAAGUAGAACAACUGAUCAGUAUGGGAGCAAGUAUCCACUGCAAAUCAUCCAAUGGCUGGAUGGCUUUGGACUGGGCUAAGCGCUUUGGACAGACAGAGGUUGUUGACCUGUUGGAGUCCUACAG
Haliaeetus leucocephalus (bald eagle) is the source of this 1410-nucleotide messenger RNA. Its product is annotated as probable ATP-dependent RNA helicase YTHDC2. The record is from RefSeq and is a predicted model, not a curated record. The annotation marks the transcript as partial. Gene Ontology annotation, molecular function: RNA binding; ATP binding. Gene Ontology annotation, cellular component: intracellular anatomical structure. NCBI's taxonomy places the organism in Eukaryota, Metazoa, Chordata, Aves, Accipitriformes, Accipitridae. The transcript has 10 exons.